Molecule: messenger RNA, 6823 nt
Organism: Dipodomys ordii (Ord's kangaroo rat)
Lineage: Eukaryota; Metazoa; Chordata; Mammalia; Rodentia; Heteromyidae
Gene: Pik3r1
Product: phosphoinositide-3-kinase, regulatory subunit 1 (alpha)
Exons: 17
Coding region: 650-2824 (724 amino acids)
Biological process (GO): phosphatidylinositol phosphate biosynthetic process; insulin receptor signaling pathway
Cellular component (GO): phosphatidylinositol 3-kinase complex
Molecular function (GO): 1-phosphatidylinositol-3-kinase regulator activity; protein binding
Source: RefSeq, a predicted model, not a curated record
GCGAAGAGUCGGGAGCAGCUGGAGCGGACUUGGAGGAAGCGACGGCCGCGGCGAGGGCAGCGGCGGAGCGAGCGCCUUGGAGCCGUGGAGCUGAGCUCGCAGCGAGGAGCGGCUCGCGGGCCGGAGCGGAGUUCAGAGGCGCGCGGGGAGCCGUGAGCUCUGGAGGCCGGGGCUGCACGGGCCGGGCGGAGGAAGGAAAGCGGCUGGCGGGAGGAGGGCAGAAACUAUCCCGCUGAUCCCGAGACAAAAGACCCAGCCAAAGCUCUGGACAGGCACCCGGGUACCGAAAUGUGAAGCUGCGAGUGAAGUGUGGCAGUACAAUCAGAAGACAGAUGGACAGUGUGACAGCAUCAGAGAGGAUUGGGCCUGGCCAUGAGAGUCACCCAGCAGGCAGCGAGUUGACAAGUUGCUGAGAAGGAAGCCAGGGGGCACUGUGGCACACAGAGGGAGUGGAGCCUGUCUUCACACACACCAUUGAUGGAGGACAGAUGGACAGCCGGAUGGCCAUCUCCUCUUAAACCUUCGUCCUCUGCUGGACGCCUAUUAGGAAUUUUAGCACACUCUCUGAAUUUGCUUUCCAUCAAAACGUAAAUUUGGACUGUUGUAUACAGCCAGACUUGACUUGUUGCAUGGUAACAGAUCUGUAAACAUGAGCGCCGAGGGGUACCAGUACAGAGCGCUGUAUGACUACAAGAAAGAGAGAGAAGAAGACAUUGAUCUGCACUUGGGUGACGUAUUGACUGUGAAUAAAGGGUCCUUGGUAGCCCUUGGAUUCAGUGAUGGGCAGGAAGCCCGUCCUGAAGAAAUUGGCUGGUUAAACGGCUAUAAUGAAACCACCGGGGAAAGGGGAGACUUCCCAGGAACUUAUGUCGAAUAUAUCGGAAGGAAAAAAAUCUCACCUCCCACUCCAAAGCCCCGGCCACCGCGACCCCUUCCUGUUGCACCUGGUUCUUCAAAAACCGAAGCAGACAGUGAGCAGCAAGCUUUGACUCUUCCGGAUCUGGCAGAGCAGUUUGCUCCUCCUGAUGUUGCCCCACCUCUCCUCACCAAACUUCUGGAAGCCAUUGAAAAGAAAGGUCUAGAAAGUUCAACUCUAUACCGAACACAGAGCUCUAGCAACCCUGCAGAAUUACGACAGCUUCUUGAUUGUGAUGCUGCCUCCAUGGACUUAGACAUGAUUGAUGUGCACAUCUUAGCAGAUGCUUUCAAACGUUAUCUCCUGGACUUACCAAAUCCUGUCAUUCCAGUAGCCGUUUACAGUGAAAUGAUCUCCUUAGCCCAAGAAGUACAAAGCUCCGAAGACUACAUCCAGCUGUUGAAGAAGCUCAUUAGGUCGCCUAAUAUACCUCAUCAGUAUUGGCUUACACUUCAGUAUUUGCUAAAACAUUUCUUCAAGCUCUCCCAAAAUGCCAGCAAAAAUCUCUUGAGUGCUAGAGUGCUUUCCGAAAUUUUCAGCCCUAUGCUUUUCAGAUUCCCAGCAGCCAGCUCUGAUAAUACUGAAAACCUCGUAAAAGUUAUGGAAAUUUUAAUCUCAACUGAAUGGAAUGAGCGACAGCCAGCACCAGCACUGCCUCCCAAGCCCCCCAAGCCCACUCCUGUAGCCAACAACGGUAUGAACAGCAACAUGGCCUUACAAGAUGCUGAAUGGUACUGGGGAGAUAUCUCGAGGGAAGAAGUAAAUGAAAAACUUCGGGAUACAGCAGAUGGGACCUUUUUGGUACGAGAUGCAUCUACUAAAAUGCAUGGGGAUUAUACUCUUACACUAAGGAAAGGAGGAAAUAACAAAUUAAUCAAAAUAUUUCACCGAGAUGGAAAAUAUGGCUUCUCUGAUCCAUUAACCUUCAACUCUGUGGUCGAAUUAAUAAAUCACUACCGGAAUGAAUCUCUAGCUCAGUACAACCCCAAACUGGAUGUGAAAUUACUUUAUCCAGUAUCCAAGUACCAGCAGGAUCAAGUUGUCAAAGAAGAUAAUAUUGAAGCUGUAGGAAAAAAAUUGCAUGAAUAUAACACUCAAUUUCAAGAAAAAAGUCGGGAAUAUGAUAGAUUAUAUGAAGAAUAUACUCGUACUUCCCAGGAAAUCCAAAUGAAAAGAACAGCUAUUGAAGCAUUUAAUGAAACCAUAAAAAUAUUUGAAGAACAGUGUCAGACCCAGGAGCGGUACAGCAAAGAAUACAUAGAAAAAUUUAAACGUGAAGGGAAUGAGAAAGAAAUUCAGAGGAUUAUGCAUAAUUACGAUAAGCUAAAGUCUCGAAUAAGUGAAAUCAUUGACAGCAGGAGGAGACUGGAGGAAGACUUGAAGAAGCAGGCAGCUGAGUACCGAGAGAUUGACAAACGCAUGAACAGCAUUAAGCCUGAUCUCAUUCAGCUGAGAAAGACGAGAGACCAGUACUUGAUGUGGUUGACUCAAAAAGGAGUUCGGCAAAAGAAAUUAAACGAGUGGCUGGGCAAUGAAAACACUGAAGACCAAUACUCCCUGGUGGAAGACGAUGAGGAUUUGCCCCACCACGAUGAGAAGACAUGGAAUGUGGGAAGCAGCAACCGAAACAAAGCGGAAAACCUCUUGCGAGGGAAGCGAGAUGGCACUUUUCUUGUCCGGGAGAGCAGCAAGCAGGGCUGCUAUGCCUGCUCUGUGGUGGUGGAUGGUGAAGUCAAGCAUUGUGUGAUCAACAAGACGGCGACUGGCUAUGGCUUUGCUGAACCCUACAACCUGUACAGCUCCCUGAAAGAACUGGUGCUACAUUACCAACACACCUCCCUUGUGCAGCACAACGACUCCCUCAAUGUCACACUAGCAUACCCGGUCUAUGCCCAGCAGAGGCGAUGAAGCGCUACCACCCUCUUAAUCCUGUUCCUGACCUUCAACCACCUGAGGCCUCCGGAAAGCAAAGGGCUCCUCUCCAGCCUGACCUGUGAAUUGAGCUGUGGAAAUGAAGCCGUCUUCCUGCAGAUGGGACUACAGCUUUCUAGGACAAAAAGAAGUAGGGGAAGGCACGCAGCCUAGGGCUGUCAGAUGAUCAGAUGUUUCUAACCUGAACUGCUUAUCCUUCCCCCCCCCCCUUUUUUUUUUUAAUUUAAAGCCACAACAACAUAAAGAGAAAAAGCAAAAAUCUCUGCGUGCAGGGACAAAGAGGCCUUUAACCAUGGUGCUUGUUAAUGCUUUCUGAAGCUUUACCAGCUGAAAGUUGGGACGUUGGAGACCGGAAGGUAGAUAAGCCGGAAGAGCCCAAGCCUGAGAACGCUCAGUCCAGCCUAGUCUAGCCUGGGUGUCGCACCCAGACACAUCGCACUGUGGAUUAUUUCAUUUGCUGACAACGGACAAUAUGUAGCAGAAAGCACUUCUGCUCACCCGGAGAAGUCAGGAGAAACUUCAGUUCCUGUAUGUUUCAGAGGAAAUUCUGUUGUAACAAAGUGCCAGGAAGUGUUUUGUUGAAACGUGUCAAAACAAAAACACAAACAGCCCACCAACAGAAAAAUGGAGCUUGGAAAACAGGACUUACAAUGACAUUCAAUAUAUAAAAUAUGUAUAUAAUAUUGGAUGACUAACUAUCAAAUAGAUGGAUUUGUAUCAAUACCAAAUAGCUUCUGUUUUGUUUUGCUGAAGGCUAGAUGCACAGCGCUAUGCAAAUCUUAAUUUUUAUUGUUAUCAGUUGAAAUGUACCUUCAGAAUAAGCUUUUCUUACCCCAGUUUUGUCGCUUGAACAUAUUGUCCCUGAUUUUUGUUAAUAUUCAUUUUGUUUUUGUUAUUAUCUUUUUUUAAAAAGAAGAAAUGUACAGAAUGCCAGUUACAAAAAAAUGGCUUCAGAAUUAAAACUAUGAAAUAUUUUACAGGUUUUUUUUUGUUUUGUUUUUGUUUUUUUUUGUACAGAGUACUUGGCUGUUAGCCCAAGGUUAAAAAGUUCAUAACAGAUUUUUUUUUUUGGACUAAAUGUUUUGUUGGGCAGUGCCUGAUAAGCUUCAAAGCUGCUUUAUUCAAUAAAAAAGAGAAAAAGAUAUAUGAAUAUGACAAAGUAUUGCUGAGUCCAACGAUGUUGUUUUAAGACUCUUAAAAUACGGUACCUGGCAAUGUUUAUUUGAUAGUAAUUUCUGAACUUCUUGAAUCUAGGGAGGGGGGUGGUGGCGGGAGGGGUGACGAGGUUAUGUGCACUUUCUCGCAAUUACAGAGAAGUGGCGAAAAACUGCAGAGUGGACUUGCUUUUACGUCAGUCUUUUCGCACUUCGAUUUGCUAGUUGUUAUCAGUGAAUGACAAUUACAAACCUACUGUAAACUCUAACCCACGUGCAGCUGGUGAAGUGUUUUACUUCUGAGGAAGGAAGUGCUGAAGAGUUUUGGGGGGCUCUCUGGAUUAGUGCUCCCCUUAGCACACUGGUUUCAAAGUAUAAACUCUGCAUUUAGAAAAUGCGUUUUCUCCUCUUCGCAUUAGAUUAGCCACCACAACCAACAUUCAUUUUAGAAAAACAAAACAUGGUUUGGGAAAAAUACUUUUAGUGGGAUGUGUGCUAUUUUCCUAGCUUUUCAUUCAGUGUAGAACAUAAAGCGCAUGGACACAGCUCAUGGUCAGUACCAUGGGCUAUGUGGAGCAUCACAGAAAUCCAAAGUACCAUCCUCAUUCAUCCAGCAACCGUGUGAGGGGACUUCACUGUGGGGAAGGGAGAGGUGGGGGAAUCAUCUUUGCAAUUCAGGGUGGCUGAGAGCAUUCUCCCUUCCUGAUUGACAUGUUCAGCAGGAGUUGUCUGCAUGCAGACUAAUGUUAUGCAUGGUCACUGCCCUGCCUGGUAAAGCGGCAUUUUGCCAUUUCAGGUCCCCUUUCUCAAUAUUUAGGAAGACUCAUCCACAACUUUUAUUUCUUUUCCCUUCCUUCAAAUACUAAGAUGAGGGUGGGUUUAGUUUGGUUUUGUCUUGUAAUGUUCUUUUAAAAAAAAAUCUUUUGGGAAGAAUCAGUCUAAAUAGUUGAGUUACUCAUCUGUAGAAUGUAUUAUGUUUUCUUCUGUUCAUAAAACUACUCAUCCUCGAGCAAAACGUCAGUCAUUACCCAGACUGGCAGCCCUCAAACUUGACUUUCCUGAUCUGACCAUCUCCUUCUCAUCACCAGACAAAUGCUGAUUCCCUGGGUUUCGUCUGUUGUCUUUGCUUUGAAACUUGUGACAACCUCUUCCACAUCACAUCAAAGUUAGCAGUUAAUAGUAGUUUGUAAACUUAAGUUUGUGGUUUGUUUUUGUUUUGGUAGCACAUCAUGUAUGCUUUUAAGAUAUCAAUAACUUGCAUUUAGUUUCUCAGCUAGAUCUGACAUUGAAUGCUUCAUUAAAAGCUGCAGUGUCAUUCCUGGUUUUGCUUCAUACUCUAUGCAAGGUGGCUUGCGAUUUGGGCAGUUGCCUUGAUUUUGCAUCUCACAAGCACAAGUGCAUUAGGUUUUUUCCAUUGAACAGAAAACAGGAGUCAUUCUUUCCACAUGAUAGCAAGUUGCACUGCACCUAUUCUGCCCAAUGCCUUUGUGAUGACAGUGUAAGCAUGCACACCAAAUUUGCCCUAGGUGUUUGAGCAUCAGGGCUGGGUGGGUUUGAUUAGUUGGUCAUCUCCUAACAACCCUGAGUGGCUCAUGAAUACAGGUGGAUUCAGUAGUCACUUCUCAUACAUCACUUUUUCCCACCUGAUGUAGCAUCCUAAAGACCAAGCCAGAGCUAAGCUGCAGAGAGGUUGUGAUAGGGCUGGACAAGUGGUAGCAUUGGGACUUUGAUCAUAACCACAUGGAAAGGCAACAGUAAUGUUUGAAACACUUAACAACUUCACGGCCCUGGAUAGAUGUGUAUAUAUAUAUAUGUAUAUGUAUAUGUGCAUGGACUGGGUUUCCUGUUAUACAACCCAAACAGAUCUACAGUUGUUGAGCUCAAGUUACAUAAUAAGCAAAUGUCUAGUACAAUUCUUGUAUUUGUGUAUGGUCGUUUGUUUGAGAUUGUUUUGUCUUAUAAAGGUGAAAAUUGUUCCCAAGUGAACGGAGUUUUUAAAAGUGACUCCUGUGAGGGGGGGAGCAGGUCUGGAUGGUUCGCUUAUGUUGGCAGUCCUUGUUCACAGUGUGUCGAGUCAGUGUGCUUAUGUGAGCUGUCAUUGUGGAACCAAUUGCUCUGUUGUGUAGCUGGUUAUGAACUAGUAACAUGUUUGGGAAGUCCUACUGAUGUUCCUCAUUGGGAGAAAAAUACCGCUGGUUUUAACAAGUGUGCUUUUGCUAUGCAUGGUAUUCGAGUUGGUUGAAAAGCAGAUCUUGCUAUCUCUUUGAAUUUGGGGUCACUGAAGAAAAAAGGGGCAGUUUAAAGCACAAAGCCCCACAUGGGACAAAGUUCCAACAUGCCAAAUUCUUUUUAAAAAAAAAUCUAAAUAAGAUACUAGUAUCAUGGGUGGGGAAGGAAUGGAAUUAGGUUCAUUGAAAAGACUACCUAGCUUAACAUUGAACUUGUCACCAUGAGAUAGCAUUAGAUGCCCCAGAUGCUGCUAUUGGGGGGGUGGGGGGAGAGAGAAACACGCAAAACAAAAUACCCCAACAACUCAUUUCUGUGUGUGUAUUUUUUAAAACUACAAUCUGUUCAAUGUUUUUACAAAUCUGUUUAUAUGACAUUGAUAAAAAUAAAGUUGGUCUUUUGACGAGAGGGAGUAUGUCAUGGUCAGUUGUAAUCUUGCCUUUACAAGGCAACCGGGGUGGGGGUGGGGGGGAGUGUACCUCCUUGACAUUUUGUUCAAGUUACAGAUUCAGUGGAGCUAUGUCUUGUUUUAAGUUGCUUUAAUGCAUUGUAUUAGGUCUUAAAAACAGAAUAAAGGUUGUUUUGAAACUUAAAA